UUCAACUAGGGUUGAUCAAGACAUAUCACAUGACCAUACCUCUAUCUAAUAUUUGUCCUGUUGCCCUGGAGAUCAUAAUAGUACUGCACUGGUGUACUGGGGGUACAUACGGAGCACCAAAGACAAGAUGACCACGAAAGUCCAACCAUACCAGUCCUGCACAGAGAGCAAUAGAAUACAAAGUGUACAAUUAUUUAGAACAAUGAAAUGGUACCUACGGGCUGGUGGAUUCUAUGUUGGGACGGAUCUGACUGGCAGGAGAAGCAGGUGUCGUAACAUCCUCAUGGUAUUGUACUGCGUAUUUUGUACAGCGAGUGCCAUCUUCGGAGCUACUAAGUUUCUCUUGACGUACCUCAGCAACAUGAAGUCAACCAGAAACUCCAUCACGUCAGCAGCGUAUCUGACCUUCUACAUAGAAACUGCGUGUUUGAUGCUAUCUCUGACCUUUAUUGUAGAUGGCAGAUUCAAGAGGUUUGAGGAGCUGUUAUUUCGAAGAAUUUGUCAAACCACUGACCUGAGAGAAUACUAUUCCAAACUCAGGAAAACAUCAUAUGUAGUUAUCACAGUUCUGUGUGUUAUUCAUUUUGGUUGUCAGGCUUGGCUGCUCUUAACAUCCAAUCACCUGGAUGCGCCGUUUGACGUACCUGCUGGACCCUUUUCAAUAAUUCUCAUGGCUGUAAUAUCAGUGGUCACAAUUUUUGGAACUUUCGGUUUUUACACAAUGAUAGCUGUGUACAAUAUCGUGAGUUUCUGUCUUUACAAGGAGUUUCAGUUCUUCUCAAGAAAAUUCAAGGAGCUCUAUCAAGGAAAGACUGACUUGUUUGAGGCCACGUUUCAGGAACUGUGGGACGAGAACCUCUCUCUGUCCGAACUACAACAAUCAGCUGAUAUGUUUAUGAAACCAUUUGUCACACUGACAUAUUUGUCCACCAUCCCCAUCAUAUGUUGUAUGGUGUUUGGUUUGACAAGAGGACAUCUGGGUAUGGAAGAACUGUUUUACGUCGCUGGUAUCUUUUGCCUGAGCCUUUGUCAGUUCUGUAAUGUGACUUUGAUUGCUGUGAUGAUCAGUGAAAAGGCCCAUGAACCUGUCCAACACAUAUUUGGCUCCAAGUGGUCAUCGCUGUCGGAAGGAACACUACAGAAGGUUUCACUGUUUGUUGCUCGACUCUCAUCGGAAAAGAUCGGGUAUACGGCGUGCGGACUAUUCACCAUCGACAAGUCUGCUUUAUUAAUGCUGGGUGGCACCGUGCUGACGUACGUUGUGGUGGUCCUGCAGGUGCAGCCUGACUCGGAUGCUGGCUGUCUGACUCCUGGCUCUUUUAACCUCACUCACCUAUGCCCCUAGCUUCAACAUUCACUUGCACAUUCAUACCAGUUUUAGCAUCCACCUGCACAUCCACACCCCUUUCAACAUCCACCUGCACAUCCACAUCCCCUUCUACAUAGACCUGCACAUCCUCAUCCCCUUCCACUUCCACCUGACAUCUACAUCCCCUUCAACAUCCACCUACACAUCCACAUCCCC
Haliotis rubra (blacklip abalone) is the source of this 1525-nucleotide messenger RNA. RefSeq lists its product as uncharacterized. The record is from RefSeq and is a predicted model, not a curated record. Lineage: Eukaryota; Metazoa; Mollusca; Gastropoda; Lepetellida; Haliotidae. Gene Ontology annotation, cellular component: membrane. The transcript is spliced from 4 exons. Gene Ontology annotation, biological process: sensory perception of taste. The coding region runs from base 128 to 1345 and encodes 405 amino acids.